AUGAUCUAUCUAGAUUCAUCUGCGAACUAUCUAGAUAGGCGUUCGAAAAGAAGACGGUCAAUUUCACCUGACUCGAGGAGACCCCCACCUGCUGAUGGGGGUGAUCAUUAUAUUCCUAAUUACGAUAAGGAAGGAUACACACCGGGUCCUCGAUAUAACGGCAAACCAGGAGACACGCGUUACCCACCGCACGGAUUUCCAGUUGGCCUGCACAUGGGAUUUAGCGUUCCUGCACCACCCUUGAUGACUCCUGGAGGUCCCCUCAUGCCGAUGGAUUGGACGACACAGGGAAGGCAGGAGGCACUGAAGGAUCCUGAUCAACUAGACUUCUUGGUGACCUUUAAAUACUUUGCCGAAUUUCUUCAGUCGUCCCAGCCUAAAGUGCGCUUCACUGAUGAUGACUUGCAUAAGCGAUACAAUGAUUACAAGGAAGCCUUCGGUGUCAAGCAAUUGAAAACCUUUUUUGACGCUCACAAAAAGGAAGAAUGGUUUCUCGAGAAGUACCAUCCGAAGCAUAUGGGGCCGAGAAUUGAGGCGACCAAGAUAUUGAAAAGGAAAGGUUACAAUCAAUUCCUCGAAGAUUUGAAGGAAGGUCUUUUCGAUAACAUUAUUAACGAUGUGGUCGAGGAGAGUAAAGACGAUAUGAAAGUAGAAGAUAGCAACACGGAGAAAAAUGAUCCCGAUGAGGAUGCUAAUCGUCUUUUCAUAAAGAGUGUUUCACCGAAAAUCUCUGGAUUCAAGUAUCUUGCAUUGUCUGAACCUAAUCCUCAGAAAAAGUUUCAUCGGUUGGGAUGGAUCGUCUUCGAGGAAGGAACCGACAUGGAUAAAGCGUAUGAAAAACUUAAUGAACAAAAGACCGGACCAGUCCGCAAUCGUACAACACCGGAUAUUGCGAACCAGAUUGAUCGUUUGAAGAAAGAUUUAUCAUUUGCGAUCAAACUUAUUGAAAAGUUGGACAAUGAUGUCGACGAUUCGUUUAACGGUGUUCAAACGAUCAAACAAAGGCUUGUGCUCAUCUCCAAUGACGAACAGGAUGAAACUACCACGGUUAAGAGAGCUUUAGAUAUUCAUAUCGAAUAUCUACGCCGCGUACAUCUUUUUUGCUAUUAUUGCGGCAGCGAAUCUGAUUCCGUGGAAGAACUCAAUAGAAAGUGUCCUGGCCGUCAUUUGAGAAGUGUGACUGGAACUAGCGAUGCGAAGUCGGCUGGCAAAUCUCAGAAGGAAAAGCAAAUCAAUGCUUCGGCUUGGAUAAAGACUUUGGAUAAUAAGAUCAGUUACAAGACCGACCCUCAGAAAUUUGAAAACGAGAUCGAAAAACAUGGUGGUCUAAAUGUCAAGGCAGUUAUGGAAACAUUCUAUAGUGAAAACGUAAUUGAGGUGGAAGCCGGACGUAAGUUCAAGUGUAACAUCUGUGGAAAGUUGUUUAAAGGUUCCGAGUUUGUUAAGAAGCAUAUCGACUAUAAGCACCACGACAUGGCAAAGUUCUACAACAAUUAUGUACUUGACCCGAACCACCUCCUUCCCACCACUCCGCCCAACCCCACUGCGGCACUUAGUGGGCCUUCAACUGUCUCCACCCUUCCACCCAAUCCAUUCCCUGUGAUCGCCAAUGCUCCGCCACCGCCAUUCAUGAAUUUUGGAUUUCCCAUCGUUGGCGCUGCCGCCGGUACUCCUCACGAUCAAAUUCCGAGAAUCGGUUUUGACGACCGGGAUGAUCGAGACCAACGCAAUUCCAGAUCUGCCGGUGAUCGUCGAAGACAAGCAUCCAGUUCUAGACCGAACGAUUUCAACGCGAGCUCAGAUCCUCGACAAGUGAAAUCUUAUGUUGACCUGGACGCGCCGGCCGAAGGAGACAUCGAGAUCAAAUAUUGA
Molecule: messenger RNA, 1872 nt
Organism: Acaulospora colombiana
Lineage: Eukaryota; Fungi; Glomeromycota; Glomeromycetes; Diversisporales; Acaulosporaceae
Source: the annotation of a GenBank genome assembly